GCCAGGCUCAUAUUACCCUUUGGUAGAACAAAGUGGACAAUGUCUCCCUUUCUGGUGUGGAUUUCUUCCAGAUGAGCCAAUUGUUUGUGAGCCCCAUGAAAGACAGAUCACAAAGAAAAGGUCUUGUCUUCCUUGACAUAACACAUUCCAUAUAUUCAUAUAUAUCAUCACCACAUCAGAUUCCAUCUAUAACCAUAUCUAACUCCAACUUACCAGAACAAAAGAUGCAUGUUCAAUCAGGGUGCCUUUUACUCUUCCUUCUUCAGAGCAGCAUCAUCUUCACUGACUCCAAUGGAGAACCUGAAGCAAAUGUCAUGAAGGGACUCGCUUCGUCUCUUUCCCCCACACCCAAAGGCUGGAACGCGUCCCUCAGCCAUUGUAGAUGGCCUGGAGUAACUUGUGACAGCUCGUUUCAGGUGACUGAUAUUGACCUGUCACGCCGGUCCCUCUUGGGGACGUUGCCUGGUAACCUAAACUCCCUCUCAAAGCUCACUUAUCUGUAUCUGGACAACAACCAUUUCACGGGUAGCAUGCCUUCGCUUGCCAACUUGACAUUCCUCCAAGACACCACAAUGGACUACAACAACUUCACUUCCAUACCGGAUGAUGCCUUUGAGGGGCUAAUCAACCUAGUAUAUUUCUCUAUUGGUAAUAACCCAAAACUCAGCCCGUGGACCUUUCCCGGUGUCCAAUUACAACGAUCUCAGUAUUUGAAUCGAUUCAAUGCUAGCAGAUCCAGUCUUAGUGGAACUUUACCGGACAUGUUUGGCUCAUGGCCUGCGUUGCAAGAAUUUGACCUAACCUACAACAGCUUUGUCGGUUCGUUGCCACGGUCAUUUGCAGGGUCCAAUAUCUACACCUUGUGGCUUUCUGAUCAAGAAGAAGGUUUCUCUGGUGCACUUGAUGUCCUUGCGAACAUGAGUUCGUUGUGGUCGGUCUGGUUGAACGGCAAUAAGUUUCAAGGGCCUAUUCCUGACCUCUCUAAGUGUACCUCAAUCAUAGAGCUUGGACUUGAGGACAAUUUAUUAACAGGAAUUGUCCCCUUGUCCUUGAUGGCUUUACCCAAUCUGGAUUACAUUGAUCUGCACAACAACAAACUUCAAGGGCCGUUGCCAGUUUUCGGAUGGAAUGUCACUGCAAUAGUUGGCGAAACAACUAAUAACUUCUGUAAGGUUACGCCCGGAUCGUGUGACCAGCAAGUGAUGGCUUUGCUUCAGGUUUCCGAAGCACUUGGCUAUCCGGCAAAGCUUGGAGAUGGAUGGAAGGGUAACAAUGCUUGUAAUCAAUGGGUAUUUGUUAGGUGCGAUUCCUCGAAGAACAAUGUUACCAUCAUUGAUUUUUCCAAGCAGCAUUUCAAUGGCACCAUCUCCCCUGCUUUUAGAAAUUUGACAUUUCUGGUCGAGUUGCACUUGAACGAUAAUAAUUUGACCGGCACAAUACCAGAGAGUUUGACACACUUGACCAAGCUCAAAAUAAUGGAUAUUUCUCGUAACAAUAUUCUCCCACCAUUGCCACACUUUGCGUCUCACGUGAAUGUAACAGUUUCAGGGAACCCGAAACUAGUUACAAGAUCUGGCCAUACUGGAGGAACAGGAUUUCAGGUGAGGAGCUCGCGACGAAAAGCUUCCACUAAGGUAGUAGUUUUCCUCAUAGUCCUAGGAGCAUUUAUCACUAUAAUAUUCGUCGUGUGUAUUCUAGUAUACAAAAAGAGAAAGCCCAUGAAACAAGUUGAUGUGUUGGGGAAGUCGCAACAUUUUCUACCCGACUCCCCAACUAGAUUCAGUUACGAGGUUCUAAAGGCUGCGACCAACAACUUUGAUAUGCAACGAAGACUUGGAGGUGGUGGAUUUGGGUCGGUUUUUGAAGGAAUUUUAAGCAAUGGAUCCAGAGUUGCAGUAAAGAGACUAGAUCAUUUUGGGCAGGGAAUGAAAGAGUUUCUAGCCGAAGUCCAUACGAUAGGUGGCAUACACCAUCUCAAUUUAGUCAAAUUGGUCGGUUUUUGUGCUGAACAGGCACACAGGCUUUUGGUGUACGAGUACAUGAGUAACGGGUCAUUGGACAAGUGUAUAUUCCUUGACGGUUCAAAGACCGGGCUCAAUUGGGAUACUAGAAAAAGGGUCGUUUUGCACAUUGCCAAGGGACUCGAAUACUUGCACGAGGAUUGCGCAAAGAGAAUAGCCCACUUGGAUAUAAAACCACAGAAUGUGCUUCUGGACGAAGGAUUCAACGCCAAGUUAUCAGAUUUUGGCCUUGCUAAGCUAAUCGACAGGGAUCAAGACUACGUCAUGACGCAGAUGAGAGGAACGCGAGGGUACCUUGCACCUGAAUGGCUGGGUGGGAAAAUCACAGAGAAAGCUGAUGUUUACAGCUAUGGAGUUGUGUUGUUGGAAGUGGUGUUUCAAAGGCAAAACCUGAGUGAUGACCGAUUGAUUGACAUAGUGAGGGAGAAAGUUGAGCAAAGUGAGUUGUCUGUCUUGAUCGAUAAAUGCAUAGAGGACGACGAGCAAGAGAAUGGCCCCCAAGUCGAGGAAAUGAUCGAGCUAGCACUUUGGUGCUUGCAUGUGGAUCCAAACAGAAGGCCUGCAAUGUCCACAGUAGUUAAAACAUUAGAAGGUGCAAUGAAUAUACAGUCGUGUAUUACUAUUAGUAGGAAGGAUUUCUUACCCUCUGCAAUGGGAAUAUCAACUACCAGUGUUGCGACCGUAUCAUCAUCAUCUGCAGGGCCUAGAUAAUAACAUCAGCACUUCUAAUUAAUUGUAAUUAGCCUUAUUAUUUUUGUGAGAUAUGUACCAAGUGUGUAGUUCUUUCAAUUCGGAUAUAUAUGAAGCUCUUUAAUCAAUACAGUUUUGUUUU
Messenger RNA from Cuscuta campestris, 2853 nucleotides. The record is from the annotation of a GenBank genome assembly. NCBI's taxonomy places the organism in Eukaryota, Viridiplantae, Streptophyta, Magnoliopsida, Solanales, Convolvulaceae.